This is a messenger RNA of Sesamum indicum (sesame), 669 nucleotides long. Its product is annotated as protein NOI4. The record is from RefSeq and is a predicted model, not a curated record. Lineage: Eukaryota; Viridiplantae; Streptophyta; Magnoliopsida; Lamiales; Pedaliaceae. Gene Ontology annotation, cellular component: plasma membrane.
AUACUGGGUAGCAUCUAAGACGCAUACCUCCGUAUACAGCUAGUUAACACUCAACCCGAAUUUCCUUCUCUCUCUUUGUCUCCCUCAUUCUCUCUCUAUAUUCUCCGUCUCGACUCAGUUCUGCAUAGUGAUAUCUCUUCCUGAGGAUUCAUGUCGGAGAAGGGUCGGCCGUUGCCAAAAUUUGGUGAAUGGGAUGUUAAUGAUCCGGCUUCAGCAGAGGGAUUUACCGUAAUAUUUAACAAGGCCAGAGAUGAGAAGAAGACAGGUGGGAAGCCAGAUUCUCCUACAAAGGUGGAUUCAAGUACAAAGCAAGCAGAGGAACCUUUAAAACCCCAGGGUAAAAAAUGGUUUUGCUGCAUGUAGAGCCCAGGCGUGGAUCUGUCACCAAGUUUAUGUGUAAAAGAUUAUAUACUGCGUAUUUAUAAAAAGCUUAGAAAAUGUCUCUGAGUCGGGCUGCAGGUGGUAUCAGGCACUGCAGCAUUCCAUUUUGUGUACUGUAAAAUUGAGUUGGUUGGCAAAAGAGGGAGAAAACUUGAGUAUGAUUGAUGUAUGCUGUUUUGUGAAUAAAGAUCAAUCCAGGUUUAUGAUUGUUGCUUUUUGUGUGACCUGUAAAGCAUUAUGCGUCUCCUGUUAAUCACCGUUUGCUGAUUUAUUUGUUUCAGUGAAGCA